Molecule: messenger RNA, 3204 nt
Organism: Plectropomus leopardus (leopard coralgrouper)
Lineage: Eukaryota; Metazoa; Chordata; Actinopteri; Perciformes; Serranidae
Gene: gpr65
Product: G protein-coupled receptor 65
Biological process (GO): G protein-coupled receptor signaling pathway
Cellular component (GO): membrane
Molecular function (GO): G protein-coupled receptor activity
Source: RefSeq, a predicted model, not a curated record
GAAUAAACAGUGGAUGAAGAGACGACGGAAUAAUUCCUCUCUGUAUCUGUUUUAAUGUUUUCACUUUUAUAAUGAAUUUUUUGGACAGGAUUUGGAGCGUAAACAAAAGUGGAUGAAGACAAGGUAUGAACACAUGAAUGCCUCAUCUGCAAUGGAAAACUUAACUCUGGCCACCAAUCAUUCAGAAUGUUACUUGGUUGACACCGCAUACAGGAGGCGGCCAUUUCUCUUUUUCUACCUGGCUAUCAUCAUCACCGCCAUCCCGUCAAAUGUCUUCUCCCUCUACGUGUCCUGGCAGCACAUUCGACAGAAGAACGAGCUCGGAGUAUAUCUAUUUAACUUGGCCCUUAGCGACCUGACCUUCACUAUCGGCCUUUCGCUGUGGCUGGACUUCCUGUGGAAAGGAGUUUGGGCCCACGGAGGUCAUGUUUGUGUGCUGUCUGUCUACUUUCUCUUCACUAACUUUUACAUUAGCGAUGCUCUCCUUUGCUGCAUCGCUGUUGACCGUUACUUGGCAGUGGUCCACCCAUUAAAGUACACUUUCUGGAGGAAAGUUGGCACUGCAGCGGCAGUCAGUGGUGCUGUUUGGGUGUUGGUGGUCUGUUUCAAUGCCACUACCAUCACCUGGGAGGACUCAUACUAUGAAAACAACAAGUUUUCAAUGUGCUUUGAUAUCUUCCUUCCACUUUCAGAGAACCUAGUUCGCGCUAAUGUAGCCCGUUUUAUCCUGGGUUUCAUUGUCCCCAUUCUCCUGGUGGUGUUUUCCACCUGGGGGAUCUGUGAGGCGGUGAAAUCCAACCAGGCCACAGAGGAACAGGAACGUAAGCAGAUUUCUAAGCUGCUGACAGUAGCUCUGUUCUGCCUUUUCUUCUGCUUCGGGCCUAUCCAUGUCAUGAUGCUCCUCCGUAUACUAGUGAAUGACUGCAGGAAAGUCGCAUGGUUCCUUUAUCCAUACAAGAUCAGCAUAGCUAUCUCAAGCCUCAACUGCCUCGCAGACCCUCUUCUGUACUGCUUCAUUACAAGAACCGGGAAAACAAAUGUCAAUCAGGUUGUUCUCUUCUUCCAAGUAAAAAAAAGGACUAAAGAUGAAGAUUUGGUGUAGGCUAAAUAAAGUACAGGUCUAAAUAAUGUAACAAUCUUGUGGUAAAUGUAACAGUUAGACAUAUUGGAAUUUGAUUUGUCAAAUGCCAGCCGUUAAAGACAAAGCUGGUGGUGUUUAUUGUUCUUGUCAGAAAUCAAAUUUAAAAUCCAAAAUAAACUACUGGUUAGUCUGUCUCUCAAAACUUUCAAAUAAUUUGUCUCAGGCACUCUGUCCCAAUCCCAUCAGUGUUGGAAGAAAUAUUCAGAUACUUUACUAAAGUAAAAGUACUAAAACCAGACUAUGAAAAUACUCAACAACAAGUAAAAGUCCUGCAUUCAAAAUCUUUCUCAAGUAAAAGGAUGUUAAGAGUUAACGGUUAAAUUUCCUCCAAGCAUCAACAAGCAUGAACUCCCUGUGCAAUAAAAUGGUCGCUGUUAGUGUUUAACUGUUCUCUUAUAUUAUUGUUUUAACGUGACUGCAAAUUUAGACUCCUUUAUAUUCUAAUAGGUAGUAAUUUCAUUAUAUUCUGAUAAAACAUUUUCUGUUUGUAGCGUGGUUUUCCUGUUAAGAAACAAUGUAUCUCUAAAAAGUCAGCACUGGUAAAUAUUUGCAUCUGAGAUAUAGCAAUAGAGUAUAUGUAUAAAGCUGCAGAAAAUUGAAAUACUUAAGUAAAGUAACAGAACGUUUAACUUAAGGUGCAGUACUAGAGUAAAUGUACAACAUUCCACCACUGAGCCCCAUACAUUUUUUUUUAAAGAUCCUUUCCAAAAUGCAUUUUAAGAUAUGCAAUUGUGUUUCUACUGAACACAAGAGCUCUCCUAUGUUUAACGUAGCUUAAAGGACAUUCUCAGUAUGUGUGCCACAUAACACUUGUGUGAGUUUAAAUAUUGGACAUUAAUUGGCUUCCAAAACAGUUGGAAGGUCACAAACUCAUAUUUGCAUGCACACCAUAUAGACUGUAUUCACACAUCUUAAACUUAAGUUAAGCACAGAAAGACUUCAGCAGAUGAAUCUAAAAACAACCCAUCAGCGUGAAACUCUGUACAUACCAUUAUUCUGUACACUGAAAUUAUUUUGUUCACCCCCGGCAUGUUUAACUGACAGUUUGCUUUGCGUCAUUGUCAGGAUAUACUGCAAAUGGGCUUCGGUAUCGCUGUCAGUGGCAAUGGCUGUCCCACAAGGGAGCAGUUGUCAAAAAACACUGUUGUUCUGUUGUGUGAAACCACCUCUAGACAGGUUGAAUCAAAAUAAAAUGGAUAUAAAUUCAAAUUUGGUGCCAUUCACCAUUUGAAUAAAGUGCGAGUAGGAAAAGACUGCUUUUUAAAAAAUCUGUGACCUUUGUCUCCAGUGUGCAUGAUCACUUAUUUGACUGUGGUUUCACUUCAGCUUUUGUCAACACUAUGUAUUUUUGGUCAGAGAAGUGUGGAUCAUGGGAAGGGUGUCUUUAGAGACAAAAUGAUUUCAUUCUUUGCAUAAGUGCUAUCAUCCCAAACAUCACACGCUGGAAGGACAUAUCUGAAGACUGAUAUAAACUUUAUCACUCACUGCCAACACAUGAUGAUGCUGUGAAUUUGCAAAUACAGGGCUCAAGAACAUUUUCAGCAAUGACCAUUGUCCAAUAAAAGGAUGUCUACCCUUUAAAUGAAACUGUCAAUGUAUGAGUCUAAUGUCUUCUGUGAAAAGAAAAGUUAUUUUAAAUUCCUCACAUGGUUGCAAACACUUCAUACAAAUAAAAUUGUGUGUUUUCUGCAUAAUUCAGGAAAAAUAAAAGUCAUAGGAGGGUGUGUUUUGAUUCUGAUUCUGAUUAUUCUACAAAGUGUUCUCAUUAUUGUGAAAUGUCUGUCAUAAAAGUCAUGUAAAUGUAAAAGUCAGAUGACAAGUGUAAAGUACGUACCUAAAACUGUGUCUUUAACUGCAGGUCUAAGGUGUGGCAGACUGAAUGUUAGUAUCUGAAGCUCUCUAGUGGACAAUUAUGGAAGUGCAGCAAAGUGUCCACACUGUUUACACCUGAAGUAGCAGACCAUUUCACACAUAAAUCUCUUCUCUUUUGCCUUUGCACACAUUGAUGUGUUACAUAACCUCUCGUGUUUUAUUACAGCAAUAAAACCUAACAUGUAAAGGCA